AUGUCAUCUGAAGGAAAGAAGAGCGAUCCCGAGCUCAUGAUGCCCGUUGACAAGACGGCCACGGUGCAGGAAGGAUCAGAGAAGUUCAAGCGCCUCGGCUGGAAACGCCUCACAAUCUGCUUAAUUGUCGAAGCCAUCGCCCUCGGCUCGCUCAGUGUUCCCAGCGCGUUCGCGAAGCUCGGAAUGGUCGCUGGUGUCAUUAUGACAGUCGGACUCGGUCUCAUCGCAAUCUACACGAGCUACGUGGUCGGCCAGGUUAAGAUGAGGCAUCCCACGGUUAACCAUUACUCGGACGCCGUGCAGCUCAUCUGGGGGCGCUUCGGAAAAGAAUUGACGGGCGUCAUGUUCGCGUUGUUCUUGAUCUUGCUGGUCGGUUCGCACGCCCUCACUGGAACCAUUGCGUUUAUCAAUAUUGUCGACAACUACACCAUCUGUGCGCUCGUCUGGGGCGUGAUUUCCAUGAUCAUCCUGCUAGUUCUCGCGCUCCCGCCGACCUUCGCCGAAUUCGCAAUCUUGGGGUACAUCGACUUUGUCAGCAUCAUCGCGGCUAUCCUGGUCACUAUUGUCGCAACGGGCGUGCAAGCGCACAAUGCGCCUGGUGGUCUCGCCGCGGUCAAUUGGUCCGCAUGGCCACCUGCUGACACGACCUUCUACGAAGCGUUCCUGGCAACGACCAACAUCAUCUUCGCGUACUCUUUCGCCGUGUGCCAGUUCUCUUUCAUGUCGGAGAUGCACACGCCAAAGGACUAUGUCAAGUCCAUCUGGGCGCUCGGUCUCAUUGAGAUUUUCAUCUACACCAUGACUGGUGCGCUCAUCUACGCGUUUGUCGGCCAGGACGUCAAAUCCCCCGCUCUGCUGUCUGCCGGCGACACCGUCUCCCGCAUCGCAUUCGGCAUUGCUCUUCCUGUCAUCUUCAUCUCUGGAAGCAUCAACGGUACCGUGGUCGGACGCUACAUCAUGGACCGUGCGUUCCCCAACUCGCCUAUUCGAUACGUGCAAGGUGUGCGAGGCUGGGGAGUGUGGGUCGCCCUCAUCUCCGUCGUUACGGUGAUCGGCUGGAUCAUCGCUGAGGCCAUUCCUUUCUUCAACGCGCUAUUGGGUCUUAUUUCAUCGCUGUUCAUUUCGGGCUUCACAUUUUAUUUCCCCGCCUUAUUCUGGUUCCAGUUGGUGAAGAAGGGCAAGUGGAACGCUGGGUGGAGAAACAUCUCGCUCAGCAUCCUCAACACCAUUGUCCUCAUCAUUGGCAUUGUGGUCUUGGGCGCCGGUACAUACGCGAGUGUCCAGGAUAUUAAGACGCAGUACACUGCUGGCUCGGUCAGGAGUCCGUUUACAUGCUCGGCGAAGUCGUACACAGGAUAG
Molecule: messenger RNA, 1359 nt
Organism: Cucurbitaria berberidis CBS 394.84
Lineage: Eukaryota; Fungi; Ascomycota; Dothideomycetes; Pleosporales; Cucurbitariaceae
Exons: 1
Coding region: 1-1359 (452 amino acids)
Biological process (GO): amino acid transmembrane transport
Cellular component (GO): vacuolar membrane
Molecular function (GO): amino acid transmembrane transporter activity
Source: RefSeq, a predicted model, not a curated record